Priceomyces carsonii is the source of this 2391-nucleotide messenger RNA. RefSeq lists its product as uncharacterized. The record is from RefSeq and is a predicted model, not a curated record. The coding region runs from base 1 to 2391 and encodes 796 amino acids. NCBI's taxonomy places the organism in Eukaryota, Fungi, Ascomycota, Pichiomycetes, Serinales, Debaryomycetaceae. The transcript has a single exon. Gene Ontology annotation, molecular function: mRNA binding. Gene Ontology annotation, cellular component: cytoplasm. Gene Ontology annotation, biological process: post-transcriptional regulation of gene expression.
AUGACUUCUAACUUACAAACACGAUCUGCAUCAAUAUCUUCACCUGUUAAAGAAAACGAGACGCUAGGCAAAGUCCAUGCUAUUCCUAAGUUAGAUGGCAAGUCGAAUCCUCUUAGAUCUGUGUCAAUGAGUGGUGGCGGCAGUGUUGGAGGUUCUUCAUUUUUCCACAAGGAUACUUCGAAUUUUUUCAAAUCUGAGGCUACACCGGUUGGAUCAGUAAGUGGUGGAAGUGCAGGUGAUUUGGUAGCUGGUGCAGUAGAUUUAUCUCCUUCCAUGUCAGCAAAUCCCCCGACUUCAGCUGAUUUGGAUUUUGUAGGUGCUUUAGGGAAUCUUGACUUGGACGACGAUUAUGACGUCUCAAAUGGCGGCAAAGAAAGCAAUGGAUCAUCUGAUGAUAAGGAUGCGGUCGACACUACUAGCCUUCAGUAUCAGAAUCAUCUCCAGAACCAACCUUUGGUGUACGGGGAUUUCAAUUUACAGUUUUAUCCCUAUGGUCUUCAGCAUCAGGGUUCUUUAACUCCAAAUAAUGCGGGACCUUUUGGCCAAUCUGCAUUUAUUCAGGGAAAUACCCCUUCCUCAACAUGGAGGAAUACUUAUGUCCCAUCUUCGGCACCACCUUUUUCUUAUAAUAAUGCAAACUCUGCUGGAAUGAAUAAUGCGAACUCUAAAGCAAAAAUGAACUCCAAUGACUUUGCUCUCUCAGUGAAACCCUUCGAGCUACCAGAAGACAGAGUGAAGAAAGAUGCCACUCCUGAUGUACUGCAGUCUUUGCAUCAAUUUUCCACUUCGCCCAAUAAUUUGGGAUUUGGAGGCUCCUUAUCUCACAUUCCCAUUGGGAUUUCUCCUUAUGGUACUGUUUCUGAUACCCAACACAAGAUUGACGGUAGUUCACCAGAAAGCGAAGUUGACAGCUCUUUUCAAACUGAUGCUAUUAGUACUCCUAUCGGUCAUCAGAGCCUUGCAUCAAGGUCGUUUUCUGUUUCGAAUACUCCUACUUCUACCAUUGAUUUCCAAACAAUUGGAGGAAGUAACGAUGGAAAACCUAAUAACGCUAACAAUGUUAUUUCAACAUCAGAAUUGGUACACAGACAACUAUUGAAUGAAGGGUUUUCAUUCCCUUACCAAGGCAUGAUGUCACCACCUCAAUUGAAUAAUGCAUGGAAUCAAAACCAACAUUCCGUUUCUGGAAGGCCCCCACUGCAAGCUAUGUUUUCGACAGUUACAAAUCAGGGUCUGAAGAUCUAUAAUGAUAACAAUAGAACUCCAGCUCCCCAUUAUGGUGGUGCUGCGUCCCAUCGCUACCAUAAUCAUCGCCGCAAUGGCCACGACUCAGAUUCCAAUCGUAAGAUGCACGGUGGUAAUAGAAGAAAGGGUGAAGAAAGCGCACGAUAUGCUAAUGCAGUUUUGGAAGACUUCGUAGGAAACAUUUUUUCUUUAUGCAAAGACCAGCAUGGUUGCCGAUUUCUACAACGACAGCUCGAUAUAUCCAGGGAUUCAGAAAAUAGGAAAGUUAAAGGUGACCUCGUAGCUGCUACUCUUAUUUUCAAUGAGAUUUAUUUAAAAAUCGUGGAACUUAUGACUGACCCAUUUGGAAACUACUUGGUUCAGAAAUUGUUCGAAAAUGUUACAUCUGAUCAAAGAACAAUAUUAGUCAAGAAUGCGGCUCCACACUUCGUUAAAAUUGCUUUAGACCCACACGGCACAAGGGCAUUGCAAAAGUUAAUUGAAUGUAUUUCGACCGAUGAAGAAUCCGACAUAUUAAUUGCCUCGUUUGCACCACAUGUUGUAUCUUUAUCUACAGAUUUAAAUGGAAACCAUGUUGUUCAAAAAUGUUUACAGAAGUUGGAGUCCAAGCUGAAUCAGUUCAUCUUUGAUGCAGCAGCACCUUACUGCAAAGAGAUAGCUACCCACAGACAUGGAUGUUGCGUGCUCCAAAGGUGUUUGGACCAUGGAAAUGAGCUACAACGCAAGCAAUUAUCCCUCAAAGUAUCAGAGAAUGUUACUAGCCUAUCGUUGGAUCCCUUUGGUAACUAUGUUGUACAGUACGUCUUAGCAAAAGGUGAUGAUGAAUCCAUAGAACUUAUAUUCAGAACGAUUACGGCCAAUAUAAUGUCCUUGUCGUUACAUAAGUUUGGAUCUAAUGUUAUCGAAAAAUCGCUUAGAAUAAGAAAGCUCACUGAUACUUUGAUUGAAGAACUCCUCAAGCACCAGGAUAGAUUCUCUGAUCUAUUAAGUGAUCCAUUUGGAAAUUAUGUGCUUCAAACAAGUUUAGAUGUUGCAAAUGGUUCGCAAGCCACUAGGCUCUCAGAGGCUCUCCUGCCCUUAUUACUCAACAUUAGAAAUACUCCCCAUGGGAGAAGAAUUAUGGCAAAACUUCAACCUAUUGUGUGA